Molecule: messenger RNA, 1435 nt
Organism: Trifolium pratense (red clover)
Lineage: Eukaryota; Viridiplantae; Streptophyta; Magnoliopsida; Fabales; Fabaceae
Product: GDSL esterase/lipase At1g71250-like
Exons: 3
Coding region: 140-1285 (381 amino acids)
Molecular function (GO): hydrolase activity, acting on ester bonds
Source: RefSeq, a predicted model, not a curated record
UUUGCAAAAUUAUUUUAACUUUGCUUCCUUUAUAAUUUUGCACCAAACAAGCACCUUCACUCUAUAACUAGAAUGGUUUAACAGUGAAAUCAACCUUAGCAGCAAAUAAAUUCUUGCUCCAAAAAGUGAUACAACCAAUAUGCGAAGAGGGUUUCUAGUUCAUGUUCAUUCUCUAGUUGUUAUGCUAAUAUGCAUGUUUAGCAGUAUAGUUCAUGGCCAACAAUACACCGAGGAAACCGAUUUGAAUGUAACUGCCAAUGGGCGAAAUGGUUCACUUGUAUCAGCAUUGUUUGUAUUAGGAGAUUCCUCUGUUGAUUGUGGAGACAAUACUCUGUUCUACCCUCUGCUUCAUGGCCGUCUUUCGCUGUAUCCAUGUAAUGGCUCGGAUGGAACUCUUCUUCCUCAAAUCAUUGCUGAUAAGAUUGGAUUGACAUCAAUCCUACCAUUUUAUGCACAAAAUGGAUCUCUGAAUGAGAUUCUCGGUGGUCUCAACUUUGGAUCAACACAAGCUAUGAUCAUGAACCAGGGAGGCUUCAGCCACCAGUCUCUAAACCAACAGCUACGCCAAGUCUCUGAGAGCAUGCAGUUAUUGCAACUGCACCUAAGCGAAAACACAGCCGUUGAAUUUACAAAAUCUUCCAUCUUUUUCCUCUCCUUUGGCAAAGAAGAUUACAUCGAUCUAUUCCUACACAACUCUUCCAACCCAAUGUUAAACCACAGCGCGGAAUAUUUUGCAACCAUUUUGGUCAAUCAGAUGACAAAUGCAAUGAGGUAUCUUUAUGAAGCAAAUGCAAGGAAAAUCAUAUGCUUAGGAGUUCUUCCUCUAGGAUGUGCACCGCGUAUGGCAUGGGAGUCAAAUCAGACAUCAGAUGGUUAUAUUGAUGGAAAUGGUUGUGUAGAUAAUGUCAAUAAUUGGGUCUUGGAAUACAAUAGAUUGCUGAAUGAACACAUAGUUCAGCUUAAUGCAGAAUUUUCUGAUGCUCAUAUAGUGUUCUGUGAUGUAUACACCGGAAUAUUGGAGAUUAUACGCAAACCAAGGUUUUAUGGAUUUGAAGACACAAAGAGUGCAUGUUGUGGACUUGGUUCGAAUGGCGCAAUGAUAGGGUGUAUCUCUACAGAAUUGGCCUGUAAUCAAGCGUCAGCACAUGUUUGGUGGGACUUAUUAAAUCCUACAGAAGCAGUGAACUCUAUCCUAGCUGAAGCAGCCUGGUCUAACCAACCUAUACCGGAACUUUGCCGCCCUUUCACCAUCCAUGAAUUGGUCCACACAAAACCUAGCCUUUAACUGCUACUCAUGUUGCAUAACAUUCAUUCAUUCAUUCAUAAGUUGCAGCAUUCAUUCAUAAACUUAAGUUUCAAAGCACAUAAGUGUAUGUUUGGAUGGGCGGUGAGUUUAUCAACAUCACAGCGACACCGCGAUUUAGCAGAAACUCCG